Molecule: messenger RNA, 1573 nt
Organism: Manis javanica (Malayan pangolin)
Lineage: Eukaryota; Metazoa; Chordata; Mammalia; Pholidota; Manidae
Gene: VSIG1
Product: V-set and immunoglobulin domain containing 1
Biological process (GO): maintenance of gastrointestinal epithelium; epithelial cell morphogenesis
Cellular component (GO): basolateral plasma membrane; plasma membrane
Source: RefSeq, a predicted model, not a curated record
UGCCAGCAGAUAAGCCUGGCAAACCUCGGUGUGAUUGAAGAAGCCAGUCUGAGACUCAGCCUAGCUCAGGCAAGCUACCGGCCCCUGGCUGUGCUCAACGAGCGUCGUCACAAUGGUGUUCGCAUUUUGGAAGGUUUUUCUGAUCCUAAACUGCCUCGUAGGUCAAGUUAAUGUGGUGCAAGUGACCAUCCCAGAGAGUGUUGUGAAUGUGACUGUCGGAUCUGAUGUCACGCUCAUCUGCACCUAUACUUCCACUGUGGCCACUCGGGACAAGCUUUCCAUCCAAUGGUCAUUCAUUCAUAAGAAGGAGUCACUACUAACUUCUCACAGCCCGUGCCUCAAUACUGAGAGUAUGGAGGAAAAGGCAGUCAGUCAGUGUCUAACAAUGGUGCAUGCAAGAGACGCUCGGGGAAGAUGUAGCUGGACCUCUCAGAUCUACUAUUCUGAAGGUGGACAAGCUACAGCCAUUGGGCAAUUUAAAGGUCGCAUCGUAGGGUCCAAUGAUCAAGAUAAUGCAUCUAUCACCAUUUCGCAUAUGCAGCCAGCCGACAGUGGCAGCUACAUCUGCGAUGUUAACAACCCCCCUGACUUUGCUGGCAAAAAUCAAGGCAUCAUCAACGUCAAUGUGUUAGUCAAGCCUUCGAAGCCCGUUUGCCGCAUUCAAGGAAUACCAGAAGCUGGCUAUCCUACAUCACUUUCUUGCCUCUCAGUGCUUGGAACGCCUUCCCCUGUGUACAACUGGUAUAAACUUGAAGGAAGUGACAUUGUCCCAGUGAAAGAAAACUUUGACCCAGCCACCGGGAUUUUGGUUAUUGGAAAUCUGACCAAUUUUGAACAAGGUUAUUACCAGUGCACUGCCACCAACUUCCUUGGCAAUAGUUCCUGUGAAAUUGAUCUAACUUAUUCACAUCCAGAAGUUGGAAUCAUCCUCGGGGCCUUGGUGGGCUCCCUAGUGGGCGCUGCCAUUAUCGUCUCUGUUGUGUGCUUUGCAAGGAGCAAGGCAAAGGGGAAAGAAAGGAAGAGACAUUCUAAAACCGCCACAGAACUUGAGCCGAUGGCAGAGAGAAACCAGAACCCUGAGUUGGAUACAUUGCCAUCUGAUGACACCAUCCAAGUAGAAGCACCUGUGCCAUCUUCCCAUGACACUGAUGUUCACACCAUCCAGAGGCCACAGCAUGAGCCGGCCCUGGAGCCUGCCCCAGAACCUGACCCUGUCCCCGUGACUGAGCCGGAGCCAGAACCAGAGACCAGGCCUGGGAUUGUAGUUGAGCCCAAGAAAAAGGGAGUGAAUAAGCCAUAGGCUGGUAGCCUAAGUACAGUGUUCACCACAUUACUGGUGGUUGGAAUUAAGCUGACCUAAGCAAUCUCCUACCACCUCCCUCCAUUCUGACCAGCCCUCUUUUAACAAGGUGCUCCUACCAUCCAUCCAAAACAAGCAGCUCUACUAAAUAAACUAAUAAUAAGUGCAAGCAUUCCUGUAUUAGCAGUAUACUUACAAUUUUACUAACAUGUAAGCAUAGCAAAUGAAAAGGCAAGUGAUUUCUAACUCAAUUAAAAGUGUUUUGUAACAACA